UUACGCCUGUUUUCAACACAUUCAGAGCAAAAUUCGCAAAAGAUACUGGAAAAGGACUUGGCUGUUUAAGAGGUGUGCUCAGUAAAAGUCGAUUUUCUCAGCGAAGAAAAAAAAUUUCAAAAAUGUGCACGUAGGAUUAAUCUGGAAAGUAAUAGUUAGUCCAUAUUUAAAUCUAUAAGUAGCCUAGAUUGGAGAACUUGGAAAGAGUAGUUAUUUUCCAAAGAAUUUUUCAGUUUGACAGUUGAGGUCCUCAACACGAGUGACAUGUUUGAGCACAAGUCCGGUAUACGAUAGUUAAAAUAAAGCAAUACUCUUGCCCAGUAGCUGAUGCUUAACGAACUGAAUGAAUGUCAGAGAUGAUGAGUGUGGGUUUGAUCUGUUUUAAUUUUAGGAAGAUGUCAUUGUGGUUUGUUCGACAUCUCAAAGCUUACGAACUGCGGUCCUUAAGUCUGCUGGGGUAGAAUCGCUAGACGAAUUUAAAGAAUUAUAUCAACAAGAUAGAAUAAGAUUAGGCUCAACAUCAGCAGGUUCAUUAGCCUGUAAUAUUGUUUAUACCUUGGCUACCCCAGUCAGAUCCCCAUCGGCUGAGACAAUCGAUAGCUAUGUUCGUACAUGAAGCAAUUAAUUUUACUGUUAGUAAUAAUUUCAAGAGUAUUGGUGAGCGAAAUGCUUUUACCUUGAAUAUCGAGCAUUUAUAAUUCGUUUUUAGCCUUAACUACCAUUGGCUGUGGUAAGUAUGGCAUUUCAGCCAGAAUAACUGCUGAAACAAUGCUUAAUGAAGCGGAAGAACAAUUAAGCAGACGUCGGACACAAUUAAUCGUAUCAUUCGUUGUUUUACCAGAGCAACAAAAUGUUCAUGAUGAAUUUUGCAAACAUCUAAAUUUAAUUAAAACAAAAGUUGUUCAACUUUCUAAUAUUUUGCCGAAACAGACUGCGCUUCUAUCAGAAAAUAUGGACAUUGCUCAACAAAUGAUCAAAAUUACACUGACUACGUCUAACGAAGUCAACAUCGAGAAAUGUCGAUAUGCCAUUGAAGAAAUGAAUAAACAGAAUAUACAAAAGUCAAUAUUGACUGAUAAACAUGAAGAAUUAAAAGAAUGGUCUCAAUCAACAAUUAACAAGUAUUAUAGAUAUUGUAUAGAUCUAAAAGUCUUAUCCAAUUGUUGGUUACAGAUUAAUUUGACCGAUGAAAACUCAAUAAAACUUUGUAUUUAUUUUGAUAAAAUGCAUGUAAUAUAUCCAUGGAAUGCUAUUCGAUCAAUACGACGGAAAAAUGUUAAUGAAACUCUACCAGAUAAUUGGGAAGUAUCUACUACAAGUCUUAUUCAACUAAACCCAUUAGUAGCUGAAUAUUUGCAAGUUUUGAACCAUUUUGAUCAUACCAUGAUAAAUCAUUAUUCCCAGAUUAUUAAAAUUGAACGAAUUCAAAAUGAGCGUUGGUACAAAAAAUACGCAGCUCAUCGAGAGGAUUUCUAUCAACGAUAUAGAAAGCAUCAUACAAACUUAGAAAAACUGUUAUUUCAUGGUUGUUUGGAAACAUCUGCUUUACAGAUAAUUCAAGAUGGCUUUGACAGAUCACAUGCUGGUGUUAAUGAUGUUGUGUACGGAUGGGGCGUUUAUUUUGCUGAUAGCGCUCGUUAUUCACAUCGGUAUGCUAGACCAAAUGAUCAAAAUGAAAGACAUUUGUUUUUGGCACGUAUUCUUGUUGGUAAGUCAACUACUGGAAAUCAAAGUAUGAAGUUACUACCAAUGGGAUAUGAUACAACAACAAAUAGUGAUAAAUCAAUAUUUGUCGUUUAUCAUGAUGCGCAGUCGUAUGCCGAUUACCUCAUCACAUACAAAUAA
Molecule: messenger RNA, 1845 nt
Organism: Didymodactylos carnosus
Lineage: Eukaryota; Metazoa; Rotifera; Eurotatoria; Philodinida; Philodinidae
Source: the annotation of a GenBank genome assembly